Molecule: messenger RNA, 546 nt
Organism: Durusdinium trenchii
Lineage: Eukaryota; Dinophyceae; Suessiales; Symbiodiniaceae
Source: the annotation of a GenBank genome assembly
GCUGCGCUUCCGAGUUCCCGGUUCCAGGUGGUACAAGCAUUGCCGUGGUGGCACAAUGCUCCCAAAGAGGAGCAUGGCCAUGGCUCUACGCUUCCGAGCUGGGCCUCGCAUUGCUUGCGCUCACAACCCGACGUCCAUCGCUGCCGCGGCUUCUUCCUGUGCCGCCUCGACCGGACGGCACCAGAGCCUGAGGAGCCUGCGCAGAACGCAGCACCACGGAAGAGGCGGAAGCGGCGCCGGCCGGACCGCGCGGAGAAGACGGCGGACGUCGGCGGCAGAGUUCGACCACCGAGUGAAGCUCCGAAGGUCCAGGCCAAGAAGAGCAAGAAGGGCAAGGCUUUGGGUCUUCGCAUUCACAGCGCCUGGGCGCGCCUGUUGCGAACGGGGCCCCUCCGUGUGGGGGCGGGCAAAUAUGACAGUCCCAUGGAGUGUUUGGGUGUUGUUUUUCUUUGUGUGUGCUGUUUAGUUCCUCUCCUCCCGCAGGGCCUUGGAUUUUGCCGUGGGGGGAGCUCAUUUCCGCAAAGGGCAAAGGGGGCCCCUCGCUGA